Molecule: messenger RNA, 453 nt
Organism: Kickxella alabastrina
Lineage: Eukaryota; Fungi; Kickxellomycota; Kickxellomycetes; Kickxellales; Kickxellaceae
Exons: 1
Coding region: 1-453 (150 amino acids)
Biological process (GO): vacuolar proton-transporting V-type ATPase complex assembly
Cellular component (GO): extrinsic component of endoplasmic reticulum membrane
Source: RefSeq, a predicted model, not a curated record
AUGCCUGACGCUGGCGCCCAACUCACAGACACAAAGCUGCUGCAGCACUUCGCCACGCUUGCGCAGUACCAGCACACGCGCGAGCGCAGCAGUGCAGCACUCAAGCAGGCUUUUUUUGUGCUCGCUCAGGCCAGGCGAUCGGCCGGGUACAGUCGCAUAUCACCUGACCAGUAUAGUGGCCACGCACAGCCCAUAGCCACGGUCAACAUCAAUGCUAUGGAACCAGAUUCUUCGAGUAUUACUAUGACUGUGGCCCGUCGCAAUGAGGACAGUAGUGGUGUGGAUCCGCUUUUGUGGUUCGGCAUGUUGGUGCCGCCGACGCUGAGGGAGGCCCAGAGCGGCUUUGUCGACGCACUAGACGGGCUUGUUGCGCUGGCACAGAUGAAGCAUGAGCUGGAGCUACAGGCCGAGGCAAUCACAAAGUUGACUCAAGAAAACUCUAUAAAGGAUUGA